Xenia sp. Carnegie-2017 is the source of this 1554-nucleotide messenger RNA. RefSeq names its product protein farnesyltransferase subunit beta-like. Gene Ontology annotation, biological process: protein farnesylation. Gene Ontology annotation, cellular component: protein farnesyltransferase complex. Gene Ontology annotation, molecular function: protein farnesyltransferase activity. The transcript has 15 exons. Bases 85 to 1311 code for a protein of 408 amino acids. Lineage: Eukaryota; Metazoa; Cnidaria; Anthozoa; Malacalcyonacea; Xeniidae. The record is from RefSeq and is a predicted model, not a curated record.
UUCACGACGUCAUGAAUAAAAGAUGGCGGACUGACAUGGUAAUAUGGUAAAUGAAAUGAAAACAAACACUACGGUACAUAUUAAAUGGCGUUUCGAAACAAAAAAUCAUUGGAUGAGUUGCGAAUCAAUGAUGACGGGUUUCCUACGCGUACAACAGAAGAGCAGACGAAGGUAGAAGACUCUGUCAUAAUGAACCAUGAAGUACUGUCAGAAAUUUCGGAUAGUAUAUCUGAACUUCUUCUUCAAAGAAAGAAACAUAUUCAGUAUUGUACACGUGGACUGAGCAAACUGUCAAGUUCUUAUGAGUGUCUGGAUGCCAGUAGACCAUGGCUAUGUUAUUGGAUCCUUCACUCACUAGAACUAUUAGAUCAACCAAUAACACAAUUUAUAGCAAAAAAUGUGGCAGAAUUCCUAAUUAAAUGCCAAAGUCCAAGAGGAGGUUUUGGAGGAGGACCAGGUCAGUUGCCUCAUUUGGCACCAACCUAUGCAGCAGUUUGUGCUAUCAGUAUUUGUGGGCUGUAUUACUCACAAGCUUAUGAAGCUAUAGAUAGGGAAGGCUUGUUCAGAUUCUUAUUGCGUUGUCAUACAAGUGAGGGUGCAUUUCGGAUGCAUUAUGAUGGAGAGGUUGAUAUAAGAGGUGCAUAUUGUGCAGCAGUUGCUGCCAGAUUAACAAAUGUAUACACUCCAAAACUAUUUGAAAACACUGGCAACUGGAUUAAAUGUUGCCAAACAUAUGAAGGAGGUUUUUCUGGUGAGCCAGGUAACACUCAAAUACACGGUGGUUAUUCCUUUUGCGGUGUGGCCGCGCUCGUUCUCUUAGGAGAAGAAAAUAAAAUAAAUAUUCAAAAAUUGCUAAAAUGGACUAGUCAACGACAGAUGAGACUUGAAGGAGGUUUUCAGGGUCGAACAAACAAGUUGGUAGAUGGCUGUUACUCGCUCUGGCAGGGAGGAGUUUUCCCUAUAAUACACCAUAUUCUCAAGAAACAAAAUGAUCAAGCUUUGAGCGAUCAAAGUUGGAUGUUUGAUAGAGAUGCACUACAAACUUAUAUACUUGUCAAUUGUCAGUACCCAACUGGUGGACUAGUAGACAAACCCGGCAAAGUUCGCGAUUUUUAUCACACGUGCUAUUGUUUAAGUGGUCUGUCUGUGGCGCAGAAUUUUCACGAAAUGAAUAAAGAAAAUGUGAAAGUCAUUGGACGUAAUGAAAACCUAUUGAAUACCACACAUCCGAUUUUUAACAUUGGUAUAGAUAGCGCAAUGGAAGCCGUCAAACACUUCAAUGCGUUAGACAUACCAAAAGUGGACGAAUGAAGGGAUUACUACCUUACAUUAGAAUAUUAGAAUGGCUAAAUACAGACACGUGUGACUUUAAGAAAUGUGUAGAAACCUCCCCAAUGAUGAAUUACGAAGCUCUACUGUUGAAUUACAUCAAUGAUAAAACAACUAUUUGAAAAUGUCAAUUAGAUGUUGGACAAAGCUUGACGAAAACGAGUGUUCAGAAAUAUUAUUAAGUCAUUCAAUGUUUAAGAUAAGAAAAAUGAAGUUGUCGCUCUA